This is a messenger RNA of Ctenopharyngodon idella (grass carp), 12359 nucleotides long. RefSeq lists its product as uncharacterized. Lineage: Eukaryota; Metazoa; Chordata; Actinopteri; Cypriniformes; Xenocyprididae. The record is from RefSeq and is a predicted model, not a curated record. The coding region runs from base 1773 to 4133 and encodes 786 amino acids. The transcript has 6 exons.
UUACAAUUUAAUUACAAGUGGAUAUUCAAAAAUUUGAAUUUGAAGGCAUGGCAUGUAAUAAAGCAAAAAUAACAUGAGCAUAAACAACUUUCAUUUGCCAAGACCAGGAUGCCAAGACCAUGUGUGGACUGUUUGUGUCUGUAGGCCUAUAGGCCUAUGUGUUUAAAUCACAAAUUAUUUUUGCUAAUUACAUGCCAUGCCUUUAAAUUCAUGUUUUUGAAUAUCCACUUGUAAUUAAAAUUACAAACCAGUUGCAAAUGUUUUAUUGAAAGUAUAUUAGAUGCAAUUAACAAAUAAUCUAACACCAUUAUAAGUGUAUUAAUGUAAAACAAUUUAAUUUUGUAGAAUUUAACUAAAAUUCAUUGUGAAAGUACUACAGGUUUGAUGAUUUCACAACAUAACCAACAUGAUUAAAAGCCUUUUGGAACGAUUUACCAACUGAGCAAACAAUUAAUAGGCUAAGGAAUGGCACAUGCAGUCUAUAAUCAUAACAAACUUUAUUGUGCCACAGCAGAUAGAUUUUGGCAAAGAAGUUAUUAAACGACACAUAAAGACUGAAAACAAGCAUAUAAUAAAAAAUACUGUUGGCUCCUUACUUGGAGCUAGUCUAUCAGAUACCUCUGGCAAAUCAAUGACUGUAAAUCAUUAUAUCAAUCAUAAAACAAAACACAAUAUAUAAAUCGAUAUAUAUUGAUGAACAAUUAUAUUCUAAGUUUAACUUCUUUCUACGCUGACGCUGUGAUCCGGAGAGGACGCGGUAAAACUUUCAGUGGCUUUAUUAAUAAUUAUUUAUUUUCCUUUUUCAUUUUCAAUGUUAUGUCAUGUUUGGCCGUCCCUGAACCCCUGGCUCUUUUCUCUUAGCUUAUUUCUCACUUUUGUACUUUGUAAGCAAAUGUUUAAUAUUAAUAAUAAAAGAAAAGAAAAAAAACUUUCAGUGGCGCUUUAACACAGAACAGGAAACUCAUAAAUAUUCGUGUUUACUCCGCCCAGUCUAGUCAUGGCAGAAACAAAUCUUUUCGAAUUGAAUCAAUUGCUUCAAAAUGAUUCACUGGUUCGAAGCGUUCGAAACGCCACACGCUGGUGACCCCUGCUGGUCAGAACAGUGUAAAUGCAACGAAAACUAAGCAAAAACAUGCAUAAAAACACUUUUCACAAACCAAUUGCAAAAGUUUUAUUUAAAGUGUAUUCAACAAAUCAGCUAAUACCAUUAUAUACAUUCUAUACCAUUUUAUUAAAUUGUAGGGCUUGUUUUUGUUUGUUUUAUGGAGAUCUUGGUUAAUCAGGAUAAUAAGAGACUACUUUUACCUUUUAUUAUAUAAAUGUGUCAUUAAAUGUCUACAUUUUUUGUUUGUUUGUUUAAAUCUGAGAUCAGGUAAAAAAAAAAAAAAAAAAAAAAAAAAAAUUAACAGACACUGGUUCAUGGUUCAAAGCCAAAGAGAUCAUCGACCCCCUAGCGGCGAACCACUGAAAUUUCGAAACAGUUAUGACGCAAUGAAGCCUCGUUUACUGUAAUCACGUGACACGCGCUCCAAAUCACUAGUUCGAAACAAAUGAUUCGCAAAGGUUUCGAAGCUUCACGAGUGUUUCGAUAGCGCCCAUCACUAAUUACACCUUUAAAUUGUGUGAGUAGCUGCGUCCCAAUUCGAAGGCGGCAUCCUUCGAAGGACGCGAAGGUCGAACCGCGCGUUGAUAAAUGAGACUGACUAGGAGGAUUUCAUAUUUGUGAUAUAAAUGUUAAUGAUUCCAGCAAGUCCUUCAAUUUAAAGGCUCAGAUGGAUGUGCGCAAUAGAAAAACUCGCCAGCAGAUGGAUGAUGCUACUGGUCCAAGCAACUCUCCUCACCAGAUGAAAGACAUGGAUCUUCAAGAUUCUGAUGAACUCUACGAUUCUACAUCAGAGAGUUCAGAUUCUUACAUUUCAGAUAUCUUUUCUGAAAGUGACAGUGAUGAUAACCUUAUACCAGACCAGGCAAAUCUUCAGCUUCUUGACGAACUGGAUGUUGAUGAGUCUGGCUCAGCGAGUUCCCCUGUCUGUGAGACAACAUCAGACAAAAUGUCCUUUGAUAGCCACAGCCUUACAUCUGAAGCAUCUGGAACAGCAGAAGAACCCUGCUCCAGUCAGGACACAAAAGACAGCAUAGUUGUUAGUGCAUGCCAAAAAAUAGGUGGCAGUAGAGUGUACAACAAGAGGCAUUACUGCUUUUAUUGCCGUAAGCCUUACGCUAAGAUGGCAAGGCAUCUAGAAGGUUCGCAUGAAAAAAAACCUGAUGUGGCUAAAGCUCUAAGCUUUCCAAAGGGAUCCAAGGAGAGAAGAAAACUGCUAGAUUAUAUUCGCAACAGAGGAAACUAUGCUCACAAUGCUGCUGUUAUGAAAUCAGGAAAAGGGGAACUAGUGCCAUGUAAACGGCCACCUAAAGAAGCGCAGGGAGAUGAUUUCAUGCACUGUGUAUACUGUCAAGGGCUUUUUAUAAGAAAGGUCCUGUGGCGACAUCUGCGUUCUUGUAGACUUAAACCUCAAUCAUCAAUCGCCUCCAAACCAGGAAAAUACCGUGUUCAGGCUUUGUGUAGAUACACAGGGCCUGUGCCUUCAAACAUGUCUAAACAACUGUGGGGAGUAAUCACUACCAUGAAUCUUGACCCAAUCACGGAAAUAAUAAAAAACGACAAAGUAAUUAUUGAUUUUGGACAGCACUUGUUAAACAAAGGUGGGAUAUUAGCCAAGAAUAAACAGCAUGUGCGAGAGAAGAUGCGAGAAUUGGGAAGGCUGCUUUACAAUGCUAGGAGAGUCACCUCCUUAAAAACAAUGAAAGAUUGUGUAAAUCCAAAGAAGUACAUGGAGACUGUCAAAGCUGUCAAGCAUACAUGUGGGUAUGACAUUGAAACCGACAAGUUCUUGACUCCAACACUUGCCAACAAGCUUGGGAAUUCCCUGGUUAAAGUAAACAAAGUUUUAAAAGCUCAGGGUUUACUCUCGAACAACAAAGAGCUUGUGAAGAAUGCCAGCGAGUUUCAAGACAUCCAUGAGGAGAAGUGGAACGAGAUGAUCUCGGCUACAGCAUUGAGGAACAUCAGGGACGCAAAGAGUAAUGUACCCACUCUCAUGCCCUUUACUGAAGAUGUUCAAAAAAUGCAUACACAUCUCAGUCAAGUGCAAGAUAAGUGGUACAGAUCACUCUCUGAAAGUCCCUCUACUAAAGCCUGGAUGGUGCUGGCAAAGGUGUGUCUAGCCCAGGUGAUUCUCUUUAACCGGCGCAGGGAAGGAGAGGUGGCGAGCCUGCCUUUGUCUGCAUUUUUAUCAAGAGACACUUUUGAUCCGAAUGUGGAUGUGGGCUGGGCACUCUCCGAAGUGGAAAAAAUACUCUGCAGACACUUCUCAAUGAUUGUCACCAGGGGAACCCAUGGUUGGCCAGUUCCAAUUCUUCUGACUCCAAAAAUGUUGUGUUCCUUAGAACUCCUUGUUCAGCAGAGAGAGGCUUGUGGGGUUUUAAAAGACAAUGGUUAUUUGUUUGCAAGACCAGAAGCCAUGACGUAUUUCGAAGGGUCAGGCUGCCUCCGUGGCUUUGCAAAGGCAUGCGGUGCAAAGUUUCCCAAGUCACUGACAUCUACCAGACUGCGAAAGCAUGCCGCAACCCUUUCAACAGUGCUGAAUAUGACAGACACAGAGAUGGACCAGCUUGCCAACUUUCUUGGACAUUACAUAAUAAUCCAUGGUGAGUUCUAUCGACUCCCUGAAAAGACCCUACAACUUGCCAAAAUUAGCAAAGUUCUAAUGGCUCUUGAGCAAGGAAGAUUAGCUGAGUUCCAUGGCAAGAACUGGGAUGAAAUUGGGAUCGAUCCUGAUGAAAAAGUUCUGAACUGUGAUGAGGAAGAAAGGAGCGUACAGGAGGGACAAUGUUCAUCUACUGUUCAUGGUAAAAUUACCCAGAGGAAAAAACCCUGGCAGCAGACAGAGGUGCAGGCGGUGGAAAGACACAUGAUGCAUUUCAUCACAUCUUGUACUGUACCAGCAAAGAGUGACUGUGAGAAGUGUUUAAAGGCUGAACCAGAAGCUCUAAAGAACCGGGACUGGAAGAAUCUGAAGUUCUUCAUAUAUAACCGCAUUACAGCUUAUAAAAGGAAUUUGCAGUGCAAAUAAUGAAAUGAAGAUUACCAACUCUGGCAAUAUGGCAGUUGGUAUGGCAGUUUUUGUAUAAAUUACUUUUCCAUGUUCCAAGUUGAUCCAGAAAUACCUACUCUGCUUCUGAAGAGGUCAAAACUCCGGCCAAACUUGUAGGAUAUUGAACAACUUUGUUAGAUCAGUACUUUUCAGCUUGUGGCCUUCACCUGUCACCCGAAACAUACUGCAAACAUUUCAAAUAGGGUACAAGUGAGCCAUAAAAACAACAACAACCAGUUAUUUACAUCCACAGACAUAUUGUAAUAACAUUUUUCCGUAACACUUUAGGGUCUUUUAACUAGUUGCUUAGUAGCAUGCAUAUUACUAGAAUAUUGGCUAUUUAUUAGUAAUUAUUAAGCACAUAUUAAUCCCUUAUUCUGCAUGACCUUAUUCUACAUUCUUAAUCUUACCCAAUACCUAAAUUUAACUAAUUUACUAACUAUUAAUAAGCAGUAAAUUAGGAGUUUAUUGAGGGGAAAGUGGUAGUUAAUAGUUUAUACGUGUUUCCCUAUACUAAAGUGUUACCAAUUUAAUAUCCUACAAGUUUUGCUUGAGUUUUGACCACUAGUUUUUAAAAUUCUUUUGUCUCAACCAGAAAUUUUUUAUACUUCUUAGUAUAACAAUAGUUUGUUUUUGAGGUUCAUUCAAAUUCAUUUGUUGAGUUUGUUUGUAAAGUUGAACUCAUUUCAAGUUAAAUUCAGCUAUUUAAAUGUGAGUUAAUGUCUUGAGGUUCAAUUAGUUGUUAGUAGUAGAUUUAUUAUCUUGGUAGUAAGUACCAGGUGAACUAGUAGCAGAUGGUUGGUUGUGGUUAAAAACUAUUAAAAUCAUUAUUAUUAAAGAAAGAAUAGAUUGCAGUUUAAAGGUUUGACUUCUUGUUUUGAUAUGGAUUUUUGACAAUAUACAGACAAUAAUUCACCACUCUUUUAAAUCUUUGUAUAUGAACAGAGAACUUCUGCUUCAUCCAUUUCAAUCACACUGAUAUUCCUGUCAAAUCUAGAAACAUCAAACAAUCAAACCAAAAAUUCUGCACUACAUGGAGAGUGAAACUUUACAUCACUAGCACCAUUUACAGGCUGAAAGCCUGUCUGCAUAUCCCAGCCUAUGCUUGACACAUCAAUUGACCAUAUGCACAGAACGUUCUAACUUCCGCAAUAAUAUAAGCCAGCUGGAAAACUUCCGGUAAAAUGUCACUUGUUGGUGUGUCGGUAUCUUCAAUGUCCUGAGGUAGCUUUAACAGCAUCAAUAGUGUAAUACUUAGUUUAUAAUCAGAAUAUAGUCACUUACAUAGUCAGACCUGUGUUAAUUUAGUUAGACGACGUAAGACAAUAUAAAAAAGACGCACCCUCAGUGUUCCUCAGCAAAAUUCAAUCCGACCAUCAGUUUUCGUCAACACACUGUAAAUAACAGAUUUUUUGUGCACUUUAGUUAGAUUCAUUAAAUAAAAUGUGAGUUUUCACAAGUGUGCCGAAAUCAUUUAGCUUGCGCUGCACUGACAGCUUCAGUGAUUAUAAAGGGCGAGCGCUCACUUUCUGUGUAAUUCAUUCGCAAGAAAAGUUAUUGUUUUUCAUGAGAUUUUGUGAGUGCUUCAUACUUCACCUUGACAAAAUUUAUUUUUAAACCUAGUGAUUUUAUAAUGUUUAAUUAUGUUGCGUGCAGACUCUGAUGCCUUAGCAAAUCGCGCUACCGUUCUUGACAAUGUACAGUCGAUUUAGCACUUACUAGCAUGAAGAACAAAUAGCCUGGCACAAAAGGUGCAUAAAGAUCAAUUUAAGAUUCAAACUCUUGAUACAAAACAUACCUUUUGUGAGCAAGAAUUUUACGAGCAAGAAUGUAAAUCCAAAUAUCCACACGAUUGCAAAUGUGACAUUGAUUUCAUACAACAGUUCAACAAACAAAAGGGUAAUAUUAAGUGAUGUUCUUCACAAUAUUGUCAGCAUUUGCUCUAUUGUGCAAUGAAAGCCACAGCAGAACUACAACACAGCGGUAAUUCGUGAACGAAUCUGCAGCUUUGAACGAAUCGUUCGUGAAAGCCAUUGAUUCAAUGAUUCAUUCAUAAAUACAGCCACUUGCUUCGUUGAACAAAUGACUCGAUGACUCACACAUUAAGACAGUGACUUACCGCCAUCUACUGGCAGUUUUAGUAUUUAAUCACUUUUCACGUUUUUAUCAUUGCAUAUGUCUCUAUUGAAUAUUUUUUUUAUUUAAAACAUUGUAAAUGUUGUAAAGAUAUUUAUAAAGAUAAAAAAAUGCACUGGAAAGUCAAUUUAGGGGGCAAAUAUUGUCCCUUAAUGGAAAAGGUGCAGUCUAACCGGAAGAGAGGGGGUAUGCGGAAGGAUGCUAAAUGCCUCAGGGGGUACUCCACUCUAAAAAGUUUGGGAACCACUGGCCUACAGUAUAUUAGCCUUGAUUUACCCCAUUACAAUAGUCCAUUUACAGUUACUGCUAUCAUAAAAAUACACUUACUUGUAGGUUUAAAAUUGUACAUAUGGCACAUUUAAUGUCCAACAUCAAAUAUUUUAGCAAAAUGUAUAUUUUAGUCAGAAUUAUUGCGCUCCUAUAUUGCGUUCCAUCUGUUUGGCACGCAUGCACGCAGCAACGCUCAUUCGCUGUGAAGUUUAGCAGCAAAAUGGAAAUAUUUGUAUGACUUUCUAACAUUUACAGAUGGAGAAUAAACUUGUGAAAUGUAAGUUAUAAACUGAGGAAAACAUAAUGUCUCAAACGCAUAAAAUAGCACAAAAUGUAUGCUGUUUCCUAUGGUUGAUCGAUUUGAUCCAUGAUUGACCUCUAGGGCUGCUUAAGAAAACCGUGCACACACAAUUAUCCUGACUAGGUAAACCUGGAUCAAAUUAGCGGGACUGCGUGAACUUCAAUUACCUUUUAUGAAACCGCUUUAGCCCCAACUUAUUUGUUAGGUUCAUUCAAGUCAGGUGUUGGAGUUUAAACCUCGCUUUUCUUAGCAUCUUUUAUGAAAUAGCCCUUGGGUGUAUUCAGAGCACCGCCAUUACCGUUUGCAGUGCGUGGAAUGGUGCGCUGUGAUUGGUUGAGCGGAUAUAUCGCAUUCUGCAGAGAAAGGAGACUGGCGUUUGUCGCGUUUUGGAAAGAAAGAGAGAAAACAUGACAGAAUAACACGACGAAUAUCGCAUUUUGCGCAAAAUUAAUAAAUGACUUUUCAAUACCAAAUACUGAUUGUGGCGGAAACUCAAUUUUUUUUUAAAAAAUGGCGCAUAUCGCGUUUUGGAACCAAAACUCUUCAAAUAAUGUUUUUGGUCAUCACAUUAAAAAUGACAUUUGAAGUGUUGGGAAAAUGUUGCGUGUGUGUGUCUAAUUACAGACACAGUGUUUCUUAUUCAAACGAUCCCAUUAGCUUAAUCUUUAUUGCAAUCAAUAAAACGGGUUAUUAUUUGCAAAUUAGGCAAGUGUGAUAACUGCAUUAAAAUAUAAAUACAACAUUAAAAAAUCAACCAUUGAUGGUUUUGUGUCAAUGUACAGCGAGUAUGGAAUGACAGCUAACAGUUCUCCAGAAAUGCCCAAGCUAGCUUAAAGACAACCAGGAGGUAACCGUGCAUAUGGUCAAUUGUGAUCUGCUCUGACAAUACUGUACAGCACUCUGCUGUUUCACAGGGCUAGAGCCGAGGUUUUCAAUCCUGGUCCUGAGGACCCACUGAUCUGCACAUUUUGUAUAUUUCCAUUACUUAACACACCUGAUUCAGAUUACCAGCCUAUUAGGAGAGAUCCAUAAACUGAAUGUGUCCCCAAACCCGAAUGUGUCAGAUAAGAGAGGCAUACAGAAUGUGCAGAGUGGUGGAUCCAGGCAGCUGCAGGUCAUCGUGGCGCGCAUAAGGCCCACAUGCCUGGCACAGAGUGGGAUGGGGGCUUUCAGCCAAAGCUGAAGUGGUCGAUGUGAAGCAAUCCUAAUCAACACACACUCUCAAGGCUGUGGGCAUCAACCCGAGGGUUUUCUAAAAAACACUUUAAGGGAAGAGUUUUCCUCAGCUUGAGCUCAGGGAGUUGAUUAAGGUCUGUGAGUGCUUGGAUACGUGUACACUAAUUCAGAUACAUUUGAAAACGCAUCUUUUUGGAAAAUGCUUGAAAAUGCCAGUUUGCAGCAUUUUAAAGAUACGUUGACUGGGUUUCAGAAAAGUAUAUAGCUUUUCUGCAAUAUUUACUGGCAGCCCCAAACAUAGAAGUUGGUUGAUAAGCAUGAGUCUGUGGCCAUGACAAGCCAAUCAUCCAGAGAAUUCAGCAUGUGAACUCCACUCAAUUUCAAGAGGGGAGAGAAAUGUAUCAAUACCAAAGGGGAGGGUUGUAAACUAAUACGCUGCACCUUAGAAUGCAAACUUCAGAAAACGCCUGUGAAUGAUGAAAGGUAAUCUGAAUAUGAAUUAGGCAUUCUUUAGGUCCACUGAGAUAAACCAGUCUCCCGGCCAAACAUGCGAGAGGAUUUGUUUCAGUGUGGUCGUUUCGAAUGGGCACUUUGAUAAUGUGGUCUAAAGCCCGGAACAACCAAGCCGACGCCGACGAACUAGUGGCGACGAAAGCAGACUGCGGGGUUGGCUCACGUCGGCAGCGUCUGGGUCCAAAGUUGCCCUCACACCAAAACGACACCUGACGGCCAAGUAGCACGUCUGUUCUGUGUCUGCGUAAGAAGAAAUGUCUUUCCGUACCAGCAGAAGGCAGUAGCUGAACAGCCAAUCAGAAUGAUCAGAUGGUCCGACUGACUGACAAGCUCCGAUGCCGAUUCAACAUGUCGAAUCGGCUAAAAAAAAAACCAACGAGGACCAACUUCAGCCGACGGUGCAGAACACACUGAGAAAACUUAGUCGGCCGACAAACAAAAACUGCCCGACGGCCAACCGUCGGCUCGGUGUGUUCCGGGCUUAAAAGCCACUCUUGCUCUCAACGAGAGACACCACCUCCACUGCGAGGAGGUUGUGAGUUUCCACCCAUAAGACAUUUUGAGCUUGCUUAGCAGACAUUAUAACAUCAUUAACUCUGAAAUACCACACCACUGCAUAAUCUGACAGGGACUGAAAAUAUUUGGGUGUGAGCUGAGAGUAUGUAUAUCUGCCACAGUGUUUUAGAGAACACCCCCUCCCUCCUCCCCAACAGAAAAAUUCAACUUAAUUAUCAAAGGAACAGUUACAUACUUUCUGAACUUUCAUUCAAAAUUGGCCCAGAAAUUUGAAAGAUUUUGAAUGUGUUUGAUGUUUCUGAUAAACUGAACAGAAUUUUUUUUGUUUUGUCUUAGCCUCACAUACUGCCUAUGUUAGUAUGGAUUUAGUGUGUGCUAAGGGCCAUGCAGUUGGCAUUUUUCAGACCUAAAACAGUCUCGCACUGCAGAUGUGUAUUGGGACAGGCCCUGUGACUAAUGAUUGUACAGCUGCAGACAAGUGGUAUGAAAGGGGCGGAGCACACAACCUCAAUUUUGAUUUUCAACAUUGAACUCAAGAUGUCACCAUCUACUCAUUCUACCAAGCUUUUGCAAAUACAUUCUGCAACUGCAGCACAUUAUUGAGGCAGUUCAUUGGAGUAACAUACAGUGGGUACAGAAAGUAUUCAGACCCCCUUAAAUUUUUCACUAUUUUUUAUAUUGCAGCCAUUUGCUAAAAUCAUAUGUUCAUUUUUUUUUCCUCAUUAAUGUACACACAGCACCCCAUAUUGACAGAAAAACACAGAAUUGUUGACAUUUUUGCAGAUUUAUUAAAAAAGAAAAACUGAAAAAUCACAUGGUCCUAAGUAUUCAGACCCUUUGCUGUGACACUCAUAUAUUUAACUCAGGUGCUGUCCAUUUCUUCUGAUCAUCCUUGAGAUGGUUCUGCACCUUCAUUUGAGUCCAGCUGUGUUUUAUUAUACUGAUUGGACUUGAUUAGGAAAGCCACACACCUGUCUAUAUGAGACCUUACAGCUCACAGUGCAUGUCAGAGCAAAUGAGAAUCAUGAAGUCAAAGGAACUGCCUGAAGAGCUCAGAGACAGAAUUGUGGCAAGGCACAGAUCUGGCCAAGGUUACAAAAAAAUUUCUGCUGCACUUAAGGUUCCUAAGAGCACAGUGGCCUCCAUAAUCCUUAAAUGGAAGACGUUUGGGACGACCAGAACCCUUCCUAGAGCUGGCCGUCUGGCCAAACUGAGCUAUCGGGGGAGAAGAGCCUUGGUGAGAGAGGUAAAGAAGAACCCAAAGAUCACUGUGGCUGAGCUCCAGAGAUGCAGUCGGGAGAUGGGAGAAAGUUGUAGAAAGUCAACCAUCACUGCAGCCCUCCACCAGUCGGGGCUUUAUGGGAGAGUGGCCCGACGGAAGCCUCUCCUCAGUGCAAUACACAUGAAAGCCCGUAUGGAAGGACUCCAAGAUGGUGAGAAAUAAGAUUCUCUGGUCUGAUGAGACCAAGAUAGAACUUUUUGGCCUUAAUUCUAAGCGGUAUGUGUGGAGAAAACCAGGCACUGCUCAUCACCUGUCCAAUACAGUCCCAACAGUGAAGCAUGGUGGUGGCAGCAUCAUGCUGUGGGGGUGUUUUUCAGCUGCAGGGACAGGACGACUGGUUGCAAUUGAGGGAAAGAUGAGUGUGGCCAAGUACAGGGAUAUCCUGGACGAAAACCUUCUCCAGAGUGCUCAGGACCUCAGACUGGGCCGAAGGUUUACCUUCCAACAAGACAAUGACCCUAAGCACACAGCUAAAAUAACGAAGGAGUGGCUUCACAACAACUCCGUGACUGUUCUUGAAUGGCCCAGCCAGAGCCCUGACUUAAACCCAAUUGAGCAUCUCUGGAGAGACCUAAAAAUGGCUGUCCACCAACGUUUACCAUCCAACCUGACAGAACUGGAGAGGAUCCCCAAAUCCAGGUGUGAAAAACUUGUUGCAUCUUUCCCAAAAAAGACUCAUGGCUGUAUUAGAUCAAAAGGGUGCUUCUACUAAAUACUGAGCAAAGGGUCUGAAUACUUAGGACCAUGUGAUAUUUCAGUUUUUCUUUUUUAAUAAAUCUGCAAAAAUGUCAACAAUUCUGUGUUUUUCUGUCAAUAUGGGGUGCUGUGUGUACAUUAAUGAGGAAAAAAAAAUGAACUUAAAUGAUUUUAGCAAAUGGCUGCAAUAUAACAAAGAGUGAAAAAUUUAAGGUGGUCUGAAUACUUUCCGUACCCACUGUACAGCCUUGAAAUGAGUCCAGUCUCUUUUUAUCUUUAUUGCACAACCAUACCAAAAAUACACAAAACUUGUUAAAUCACAGGCAAUAUAAUUAGGAGGUGUGCAGACCUGUAUUAAAUAUAUAACCUCAACAUUUUUUCCUUUUUUGUACAUUGUGUUUUUAAAAAAAAAAAAAAAAAAGUUAUUUUGUUAUUAAUAUAUGUUUUAUAAAACGGUUAGUUCCUGUCCUUGAUUCUAAUUGGUCAAUAGCUGUGUUUUAUUCAUGAUAAAACACGGCUAUGACUGCUUCACCCAACGGUUCUGUGUAUCACUACACAACACUCUUAGCAAUGUAAACUGUAUGUUCUCAAUUGAUAUUGUUCAUUGAAGCUUACUGUAUUAUGUAGAAGAGUAUUAUGAGAAAGAGAUCGAUUGAACGAGUUUAUUACCUGCAUUCAGAUUUAGCGUUUUCCUUUAGGUCAGUCCUAUGUUCAUAAUAAAAAAUCUGUUUAAAUGUCCAAUGUAUUAUCCUGUCCUUUUAACAGUUAAGGGGUUCUGACAGUGCUAGUCAAAGCAUUUGUCAGUUGCAUCUUGUUCCAUGUUCACAACAAUUCAGUCUUUUCAAUAUAAAAGUCUUCAUUACUGACUGACACACUCAUAAAGACAGUAUUUGCCGCCAUCUAAUGGAGUAAUAAUGUAACUUCUGUUGCUGUUCACGGUUGGACUAUUUUUUUUCGGCGGAAGGAAGGCUUCAGUGAAAGUUUACUUCAUGGAAGUUGCAUUGAUAAAUUUUUUUGGCUUUAAUAUUUGUAUUGUGUGGUAACCGUGUUAUAAAAGCAAUAAGGUACUCGAGGCUAGUGCUGUAUCGUGAAUAAGUCACGGCUGAAGGGGUUGCAGGAACUCCACUUCACGUCAUGCCUAACAACACCCUUUAGCCAUGACUUACCUCUUGUACCUUAUUGCUUACAUAUAGCCUAUUUCAAAACAUGUUUGGAAAAUGAUAUGAACUGUUGUAUUAUGUAUAUGUACUAUAAAUAUCCUAUUGUGAUAUUGCAACAUUUUCAAAGUAAAGAACAACUGAACAUUUCUGAUAAA